Cyclopterus lumpus (lumpfish) is the source of this 2214-nucleotide messenger RNA. RefSeq names its product solute carrier family 10 member 3 (gene slc10a3). Gene Ontology annotation, biological process: bile acid and bile salt transport. Gene Ontology annotation, molecular function: bile acid:sodium symporter activity. The coding region runs from base 210 to 1628 and encodes 472 amino acids. Gene Ontology annotation, cellular component: membrane. The transcript has a single exon. Lineage: Eukaryota; Metazoa; Chordata; Actinopteri; Perciformes; Cyclopteridae. The record is from RefSeq and is a predicted model, not a curated record.
CGGGGCGGGGUGAUGUUUAGGUUCCGGUAUAAAGGCAGCAAGAAAAUGGGAACCAGACGAGAUGUGGAGCCGGCUGCAGACGCUGUUGUUUUGUACCGGAGACUAGAAUGAGAAGUUCACCGACCGGGUGUAACAGGGCGGCGGUGUAACCGUCUCGGGAGGCCGCUCGCGGUGGGAGAAGCGCCCUCCGCCCCCUGUCCGUCAAUAAGAUGAGGACGCUACUUAUAUUCUGUUGUCUCUUCCUUAUUACCGGCGCAGCGGACCGGGCGUGGGCCACCGGAAACCUAACUGUCGACAGCGGCAGCAACGACACCAACCAGACGGCCGACAGCAGCAGCAGGUACAUCACCAUCGGGGACGGCUCGUCGCAGGAAUUCGAGUUUCCUGAAAACACCAACGGCGUGAUUGUGAUCGCCAGCCGGUACCGAAGCGCCGCGGUGAGCAGGAAGGGCCGCCGGAGCUGGAAGCCGACGGUGACGGUCCGCUCCCUGGACCCGGAGGUCCUCUCCAUCCUCAACGUGACGGACAGCGGCCACGCAGCGACGGCCAAGAGCUACGUUAUCAACAUCCGCUCCGGGUUCCCAGGCCGGGCUCAGCUGCAGAUCCAGCUGCUGGAGCUGGACCAGGACUCGGUGCCGGUUCUGAUCGAAGAGAGAACGGAUUACUCCAUCAGAGUGGCGCCCGGCAACGAUGACCCGGCCACCCGGCUCGUACAGUCCGGCGGCCUGUCCCAUUUCUCUGAGAACCCCGUGCUGUUUGCCCUGCUGCCUCUCAUCUUCGUCAACAAGUGCGCGUUUGGGUGCAAGGUGGAGGUGGAGGUUCUGCGGGGCCUCCUGAGGAGCCCGGUGCCGCUGCUCCUGGGUGUGCUGGGUCAGUUCCUGGUGAUGCCAUUGUAUGCCUACUGCGUUUCCCGGCUGGCCUCGCUGCCCAAAGCGCUGUCCCUGGGCCUGGUCAUCACCUGCUCGGCCCCGGGCGGCGGGGGCGGCUACCUGUACAGCCUGUUGCUCGGGGGGGACGUCACCCUGGCCAUCUCUAUGACCCUGGUCUCCACGGUUGUGGCGGCGGCGGCCAUGCCCCUGUCGUCGGCCCUGUACGGCCGGCUCCUGGGCGUACACGCCGCCCUGCACGUGCCGUUCGUGAAGAUCCUCGGCACCCUCCUGUUCAUCGCCAUCCCCAUCUCGCUGGGCAUGCUGGUCAAGCUGCGCCUGCCCUCCCUUACGCGCGUCCUGCUGGCGCUCAUACGGCCCUUCAGCUUCGCGCUCAUUGUCGGCGGUAUCUUUAUGGCCUACCAGAUGGGCUCGUCCAUCCUAGCCAACGUCCGGCCUCAGAUCGUGGCGGUCGGGGUCACGGUGCCUUUGCUAGGGCUGGUGGUCGGCGCCGUCCUGGCCAAGCUGGCGGGCCUGGCUCCGCCUCUGAGGAAGACGGUCAGCAUCGAGGUGGGCGUCCAGAACAGCCUGCUGGCGCUCGCCGUCAUGCAGCUGUCCUUCCGCCGGGCGGAGGCCGACUUUGCGUCCCAGGCGCCCUUCAUCGUGGCCCUCAGCAGCACCUCGGAGAUGCUGCUCAUAGUCCUGGGCUACUUUGCCCAGCGGAGGUUGUGCGGCGCCACCGUCCCCAGGAGCGACGCCUGAUUGUAGCCGCUGUCUUUUUUUUUUCUUUGUUCAGAACUUUUUGAAGAAUGAACUCUUUCCAACCUGUGGACAUUUGGUGUCCCCGCAGUCUGGGCUUCAAGACACGCGACGACCGCCAGUCCGGUCACCCCGCUAUGCACCGGACAACGAAUGGACUUUUUUGCGUUGUUUUCGUAUUUUUCAUGAAAACCAAAGGCCUUUUACCCCUCUGAGACUCCCCUUUUUGUGUUUAUUUUACAGUAUGUACUUUUUAAAAUCAGAUUAUACUGUGAGGUACUCAGUGUAAAUAUUCCUAAGAAGAAACAUACCUAUAAAAGAAAAGAUAUUUUUCUACCAGAUUACUUUUUGUAAUCCAAAAGCAAAGAUCGAUUUGCAUCAUGUUUACAAGAGGUCCAUGUGUCUUAGCCUGGUGGGGGGAAAUACGUUUUGGGGGGGCUUAAGUGGAAUCAUUUGGAGGUAAUCAAACGGUAACAUGAUGAUGUUAUGAAAGUAUUUGCCACUGAUUGUUUCUCCUGGAUCUGCGAAUCCAUGUACUUGAAUAUUUGCGAGAAGUGCAGAAAAAGUAAAUAAAACAUUGUUAAAGCAG